AUGGAUUUUGGACGUCUUCUCAAUGCGUUAUCGCCAAAUGGGCGGGCUCAUAGACCCCCAGUAGCAACAGUCAAUUCGGACCUAUCAAAUUUUGAUGCUGGCCUCUCUGAUGGGGAACCGACACGAAACCCGGGAGAAGCACCACCAGACACUGAAGGAGAAGAAGAGGAUCCCAAAGAAAUCUGGGACGGGACCAAGCCAGCGAUUGAGGAUCUCAUCCAUCUGGACAAUACUCACUGUAGAGCCAACUUCAUUGGGCCAACGGUGGAGACAGAACACGAUCUCUUAGUCUGUGGAAAGGCAACCCGGCGUUGUCGAGAACACAAGGACGAACGCAAAGUGAGCAGAGCAGAACCACAAUGGCUUCUACGCGUUGAAUCUGCACAUUUAGAUAAGAACGGGGAAUCCGUCUUCCAUGGCAAACGAAAUGGAUUCCGAUGCUCUGAGGAGAGGAUGGAGGCGCGCCUUUGUCUUGAUCAUGUCAGGCGCUCAGAUGACGAAUACCCACAAAGCAGUGGAGUGGAAGAGAGCGAAGUGGAGUCAGAAAGAGAGACAGACGAAUAUCAGUCACGUAUGGAUAAGAUUGCGGCAGAGAUUGCAAGAUUGGAACAGGAAGCUCUUUUGACAAAGCUCAAGGCCAAGCAAGCUCUCUUGGAAAAAGAUGCCUUCCCGGCAGGCCAACCAUCUCGAAAAUCACCGUCCAAGAGAAAGAAGAAGACCCAAUCUACGCCCAAGAAACCGACGCCAAUCGCCCGUAAGAAAAAUCCCACUAAAAAGCCAACAAACAAGUAA
Messenger RNA from Cylindrotheca closterium, 792 nucleotides. The record is from the annotation of a GenBank genome assembly. NCBI's taxonomy places the organism in Eukaryota, Bacillariophyta, Bacillariophyceae, Bacillariales, Bacillariaceae.